AUGGCCUCUAACUCCAACACCACUCCUCCACGCUUCCAAGACCCACACUCCCUCAACCCUUCAAACCCCAGCAAUUGCGUGCCCUCUUCCAACGGGCUUUCCAAGAACCCCACACUCCCUCCAACCCUUCAAAGCCCCGACACCUUCCCUCCAACCCUUCAACUCCACAGCCAUGAUCCUCCCCCUCUCCAACCCCUUCCAAAACCACAUUCCGCCUCCAAACCCUUCAACCCACGAAGCAUCCCCUCGGCCAUACCCCUUUCAAGACCGCCCACUAUCCCCCUUCCAACCCGCUUCAAACCCCCACACACUUCCCUCCACCCUUCCAAACCCCACAACCUCCCCUUCAAACCCACAUCCUCCACAACCCAACCCUCCAAACGCCCACACCGUCCCCCUCAACGCCCCUCCAAACCCACAACCCUCCCCGCUUACAAACCGCGACACUCGCCCCUCCAACCCUGCCUUCCAAACCGCACACCUCCCCUUCAACCCCUCCAACCCGCACACCCGCUCCCCUCCAAACCGCCUUCAGAAACCCCACACUGA
Penaeus vannamei (Pacific white shrimp) is the source of this 549-nucleotide messenger RNA. The record is from RefSeq and is a predicted model, not a curated record. NCBI's taxonomy places the organism in Eukaryota, Metazoa, Arthropoda, Malacostraca, Decapoda, Penaeidae.